UCCCCCGGUGACGUCACAGCAGCAGCUGAUGCACUGCCUCUUUAGCUGCUUCCCGUGAACCCGCCGCUCCUGCUUCUUCUCCGGCUGACACGCUUCUUCACAACCGGGAUCCACUUCCACGCUCCACACAGACGCCAUGUUCCACCGGGAGAGGAGCCCGCUGCUGUGGCUGCUCCUGCAGGCCGCGGUCGCCGCGACGUGGUGCUUCACCGACAUGGAAGCGGGGCCUGGCGGCGCAGGUGUUGCGACGCAGCCCAACGGGGAGUACGGCUUCAAGAUCGAGGGCAGGGCCGUGGUGCCCGGCGUGAAGACGCAGGACUGGGUGUCCACGGCCCGGGUCCUGGUGGAGGGAGAGGAGUUCGUCGGGUUCUUGAGAACCGAUGGAAGUUUUGCAGUGAAUGACGUCCCUCCAGGAUCUUACGUGGUGGAAAUUGUUACCCCGAAUUUUAGAUUUGAACCAGUGCGUGUGGAUAUCACGUCCAAAGGCAAAAUGAGGGCACGUCUUGUGAACUACAUCAAGACAUCAGAAGUAAUUCGGCAGCCGUAUCCUCUUCAGAUCAGGGCCAGCGGCCCUCACAGCUACUUCAUGAAGAGGGAGACCUGGGGCUGGACAGACUUCCUCAUGAACCCCAUGGUCAUGAUGAUGGUUCUGCCCCUGCUGAUCAUUGUCUUGCUGCCUAAAGUGGUCAACACCAACGACCCAGAGAUGAGAAAGGAAAUGGAGCAGUCCAUGAACAUGCUGAACCCCAACCCUGAGCUUCCAGACGUCUCGGAGCUCAUGACCAAGCUGUUCUCCGGCUCCAAGGGCUCCAGCAAGGCAAGCAGCAGCAGCAGCAGCAAGGGCACGAGGCCGGCUGUCAAGAGGAGGUAGUGCUGAGCCGUGCACGUCUCCUCAGAUCAGCCCACAGAAGCACGAGUUCUGCCAUGGAAGCGAGAUUUUUAAGUGUCUAUUGUACAGUUUUCUUUAUUAUUAGAUGUUGAUUUCUUUUAUUUUAUUGGAGACUGAGCACAAAAAAAAAAUGUUUUUUUUUUCCGAAUGGCACUGAGAAGUUUCUUAAAGUCUGUGAAAGCUGUAAUUCUUCAUUUGCUCUUUACUUUCAAGUGGCUCUAUCACUCUUCCAUCUUUUCUGUGCUAACCCUCCGUUGUGCAUUUUUCCACAGCUGCUAAUUCCACUAACUGAAAGAGAACAUAUAUAUACAUACUCAGAGAUUUUCAUUUUUUGUUUUUUCUUCAGUAAUUACGACUGUGAAUGAAGAUGAAUUGAAUUUGAGGACCGAGAUAUUCUUAUUUAAAAACCCUAGAUAAUUAAAUUGCAAUGGUUAUAUAACAGCUUUGUUUUUAUUUCUGACCGUCUUGUUUUGUUUGAAAGUCCCCACACGGCCUUCUCAUUUUUUCGGACUUACAGGUGUAGAACUAACUUUACUGGCAGGUGAAGGAGUGAUAAGAGCCGUGUGUUUGCUUUCAAGAUCUUGAGUGUACUUGACUUUCAAUAAAUCAGACGGUGAAGACCACAUUAAAGUCACAAA
Molecule: messenger RNA, 1527 nt
Organism: Pleuronectes platessa (European plaice)
Lineage: Eukaryota; Metazoa; Chordata; Actinopteri; Pleuronectiformes; Pleuronectidae
Gene: emc7b
Product: ER membrane protein complex subunit 7b
Exons: 5
Coding region: 137-871 (244 amino acids)
Cellular component (GO): EMC complex
Molecular function (GO): carbohydrate binding
Source: RefSeq, a predicted model, not a curated record